AUGGUGAAUGGUAAAAAGCUUACUGAGAAAUUGUCCGCCUUGGCCAAGAGAGUCUCCUCAGCACUAAAUGAUACUCAACUUGAAUCCAACAAAGGACACUUCAUUGUGUAUACAUCAGACGCAAAGAGGUUCAUGAUUCCUUUAUCGUACCUCGAAAGCUCUAUCUUCGUAGAACUAUUCAAGAUGUCUGAAGAUGAGUUUGGAUUGCCAAGUGAUGGGCCUAUCACAUUGCCUUGUGAUGCAGUGUUCAUGGAGUUUGCUCUAUCUUUGCUCAGAAGACGAGGGUCUAAAGCUAUGGAUAGAGUGUUGUUAGAUUCUGUAUUUAAGCAUUGCCAGUCUCCGUGCUCUUCAAGCACUGUAGGAUUUAGUCAACAAAUUGUAGGUUCCUGGUUUGAAAAGUUUAGACUUCAGAGGAGUAAAAAGGUUCAGGAGAGUUAUGUGUAA
This is a messenger RNA of Asparagus officinalis (garden asparagus), 444 nucleotides long. Its product is annotated as auxin-responsive protein SAUR68-like. Gene Ontology annotation, biological process: response to auxin. The coding region runs from base 1 to 444 and encodes 147 amino acids. NCBI's taxonomy places the organism in Eukaryota, Viridiplantae, Streptophyta, Magnoliopsida, Asparagales, Asparagaceae. The record is from RefSeq and is a predicted model, not a curated record. The transcript has 2 exons.